Patella vulgata (common limpet) is the source of this 6961-nucleotide messenger RNA. Its product is annotated as probable G-protein coupled receptor 158. The record is from RefSeq and is a predicted model, not a curated record. Gene Ontology annotation, molecular function: G protein-coupled receptor activity. Bases 459 to 2990 code for a protein of 843 amino acids. Gene Ontology annotation, cellular component: membrane. Lineage: Eukaryota; Metazoa; Mollusca; Gastropoda; Patellidae. Gene Ontology annotation, biological process: G protein-coupled receptor signaling pathway. The transcript has 10 exons.
CACACUGAAGCGCUUUUCUUCAUGUUAAAGUAUUCUAUGGUGUCCUUGUUACCGCUAUGGGGAUUGGGUUUUGAAAUUUGUUUUUUUAUGUGCGAUUGUGAUAUGUGAACCAGAGGCGAUGCAUCAAAUCGCCCGUGUGAUUUUUCUUGGCGUGAUAUCUUCCAUAAUCAACACAAACCAUGUCGUCUGCAUAACGAAAAAUGGCGGCCAUGUCGAUAUGUGAUCGAGGCAGCGGUUUCAGACAAAUGGCUAGUGAUAUAGCAGUAAUGUAAAGGAAACUAUACCAAUGAUUGCUUGUAGUUGAUGCGAAUUCCUCGUUUUAAUUUUGUUCAAGGGGAGAAAAGAAAAGGAAUAAUUUAUGUCUAUGUGGAAAGGGCGAGAAGAAGAAGAAGAAUACUAUGUUGGAAUGAAAUAUUUUAAGAAGGCGCGUCGGUUUCCUUGCGCUUGUCAAAGAAGAUAUGGGGAUUUUUCUCGGCACGUUUCUUCAAUACCUGCUAUGGAUGUGUCCGGUUUUUGAUUUAGUGUUUUCUAUACCCAUAACCGAUGGUUUUCCAAGAUUUGAAAAUUUAAAAAAUCAGAAUGGAUAUUUUGCCAAUGCACCAAAUCAACCACCUUCUUCGAGAAGCCGUGCCGCCCGAUCUCGUUCUAAUAUUAUUGGUAAUAGCAUAUUAGAAAGUCACGGCUUGGAAACCGAGAAUAACAUUGCUGUGACCGAACUACUAGCAUAUAUCGACUCCGUACAGUCGGGAAAGAGAAAAUGCAGUAAAGGUGAACGAACAAUACCACUCGAUAGCUUUGGUUUUAAUUUUUUACCGGAAUAUUUUUAUGGGCCCUUCAAAGAUCAAGUGGACAAGGCUGUUCAUCUGGCCAAUACUCUAAAUAAUUUAUUUCUUUAUAAAGACCAGGGGCAGGUCUUGUACGACGACGUGGUUUACUUUGCCUUAUCGCAAUCAUUUGCUGAAAACGACACCAAUAUUGUUGGAUGUGGGAUCGCCUUCGCGGAGAAACAAUAUCCUUUACGGAAAUCCUCUAUGUUUUGGCCUUAUGCCUAUCGGGUAGGGAAGAAACCCGAAACAAUGAUAGUUGUAUCGGAUCUUUCCAAGUUGUAUAAUUACACUGACGUGGCCUGGUUCACAGAACAUCAACAAAAGACCACCGUUAAUUUUCAAACGGACCAGUCUGUUCUCUUCACAAACCAGUCUGAUGCCGACAUCGGUAAAUUUGACAGAUAUUUAUUUCGACGAAACAAAACCGUAAAGGUAACCAGAAGUGACGGAUUCUGGGGCGAUCCAUUCUAUGAUUGUCUCCUAAUGAAAUGGAUUGUAUCUUUUUCUUUGCCAUUUUACCAAAUUCAUGGAGACACUGGACGAAUUGUUUUUAAGGGUGUUGUAGUGUUUGAUAUUGAUGUUACAAUGUUAGAAAUUAACCAAUGCGCCGAAGACAACGCGUUAUUUUCAAAUUCUCAUCGAUGUCGCAAAGAGACAACAAAGUGUGUUCACAUACCAGGAAACGGAUUUGCCUGGGGAAGUUACCAGUGUCAUUGCAAUGGUGGAUUUUAUUUUCCCGAUAAUUUAGCCGCCAAUAAAUAUUUUGAUGGACGAACUGUGGAAAAAUUAUACUAUGAUUUAAUUCAAAAUGUAUCAACCGAUUACUUAUCGAACUAUCAGUGUCUUCCGUGUAGAAAGGGGUGUGAAGAAUGCGCAGGGGAAGUUCCCUGUAUAGUGGAAUAUAAUGUGUUGUUAAGAGGAAUUCCACUUGGCAUACAAAGUUUUUGUUUGACUGUCACUAUUGUUUUAGCCAUGGUUAUAAUUAGACUAAGGAAAGCCAAGGUAAUGAGAACUAGUAUGUGGAUAUUAUUAGAGAUGGUUUUAUUUGGAGCUUUGUUGUUAUACGCUACUGUGGUGAUACAGUAUUUUGAACCAACAACACUGACCUGUGUAUUAGUACCAUGGUUUAGAGAAGUAGGAUUUGCCGUUGUUUAUGGAGCUUUGCUGCUAAAAAUAUAUCGUAUUUUGGCAGAGUUUCAGUCCAGAAAGGCUCACAGAGUACAUGUGCGAGAUCGAGAUUUGUUGAAAUAUUUAGCUGUUAUUGUAAUUAUUACUAUUGGAUAUAUGGCUGCAUGGACUGCCGUUAAUAUGGAUCAUUUAACUGAAGGAGCGACACUGGUUGACACGGGAACAACCAGAGAUAAACUACUGUACAAACUGUGUAAAUCACAUUGGUGGGAUUAUGUGAUAGAAUUGUCGGAGUUUCUGUUUCUUUGUCUUGGUAUUUAUAUGUGCUACUGUGUUCGUUCUGCUCCAUCCGAUUAUUCUGAGAGGAAAUAUGUGUCUGCGGCUAUUUGUUACGAAGCUAUUCUUUCUUUUAUAUUUUAUGUUCUUAGGCAUAUUUGGUGGCUUGAUCUACAUCCAGAUUAUUUGUUUUUAAUGUAUUUUAUACGUUGUCAGCUGACUGUAACUGUUGUAUUAAUACUUGUAUUGGGGCCAAAAUUAUGGUAUGCACAUAGACCUAUGGAUGAUGACCUGAUGAGAAAUAGAGCGUAUUCUCAAUCAGAUGUACAAGAUAAUGCUGCACCAGAAACAAUGAAAUUGAAUGUUGGAAUAUCAUCCAAUGGAGAUGUAGAUGUAGGGGAGAUAAGUCUAACAGAAAUGGAUCCAGAAGAUAUCAGAGCUGAAUUAAAACGAUUAUAUACUCAGUUACAAAUAUACAAAACCAAAACAAUGCGGAAAGAUAACCCUCACAUUUCUAAACGACGGGGAGGACGUAAACAGACACACCGUCGAUUCUCGCUGCAAGCCUUUCACCAUAAACAUCGCCAUCACCAUUCAGAACACGAACAUGACCAUGAAAUGUCUAAAACACCAGAGGAAUCAACAAACAGUGCUGAAGCAAUGUCAAUGGAACCAACUGGAAAAGAUGAUCGUGAUCGUGAUCGAGACACUCAUGAGCGUUCCGCUCCCUCCGUGUCAUUUAAACCAGGACAUAAAUAAACUGAACUUAGCUUAUAAUAGUACUGUUAUUGUUAGAGUAUACACCUUGUAUAUUAUUGGCAAGAUGAACCAAAUUGUGGAAGAAGUUUUAUAUUUCUUCAUUUUAGAAAGCGUUAAUUUGAAAUGUAAAUUAUUUAUUAGAUGAUAAUUCAAUGAAUCAUCAGAAACAAGUUUAAUAUAGCCAUUUUUUUCAGCAUAUUAAAAUGUUGGAAAAGUUUUAAAAAAAACAUAAAAAAUAACCCAACCCAUGUCAUCAAUAAAUUAUUUCAUCAGCAGAUAUAAGUACUUUUAUCUGUUUAACAUAUAAAUAAUAUAAAACGGGUCUGCACACAAAUCAGCAAAUAGCUGCUUUUUAUAAAAAUCCACCAACAGAGACUACUGGUAUGUUGAUAACUUGUUAGUGCUUCAAGGUUUUGGAUUUUUAACCAACAAUAUUCAGCAGAGAAGUCUUAUACCUUAUGCAGCAACUGAGGGAAUGUAAAAUGAAGUAGACUAUUUAGUCUGAUGAAGCGUAACAGAGGAAUAAUACAGUCAAUAGAGAAGAUAGUUCUAUUGAGUGGCUACUUUAAUUGACAAAGAAGUGAGAGUUAUUUGCCGAGGAAUAAUUUACAAGACAAUAGAGAGAAUUAAGUGAUUUAUUAUUAUUACUAGCAGUUGUAAAUAGUUGAAUGAACAAAACUUGUUAAUACUGGUGUGUUAAGACAGUAAAGAUAAGAUACAUACACUUAUAACUAUAAAUGUCACCCUUAAUCGAUGAAAUUCCGCUACAUAAUUUAACAAGAAAGGUUUUUGAUCUACAACUGUCUUGAGUAAAAAAAAAUCCAACGUAAAUAGGAAAGCUGUGAAAAAGUAGAUAUUUCUGAUGAUAUAACGCAAUACUUUUUCAAGUUAAAAUAAAUCUGUGCAUAUACAUGUAUUAAACUAUUUGUAAUAUUGAAUGCAUAGAAGAUGACUCCAUUAUUAUUUUUUUCCUGCUCAAUCUUUUCUUUAGUGGAAAAUAAGGCAAUGGAUGCGUAAAAACUGUGAGAAGAAAGUGUCCAAUUGAGAUAUUUGGAAAUAAUGCACAUUAAUAUGCCUUUAUGGAGGAUUUUUGUGAAGACUGUAGUAAUAUGUGUUAUUCUAUGUUUAAAAAUGUUCACUUGCUAAAUUAAUAUGAAUUUUUCAAAACCGUAAUCCAUGUUGAAGAGGAGGAUAUGGACAUAAAGGAAUUCAUCAUGUGUUAGUUAUAAUGAUUGAGCAAGUGUAAAAGUUAGAGUAUAUAAAAUGGUGGUGUUUUAGUUUCACUUCUAUAUGUUAAAAUGUAUAUAUAUAUAGAAACUCUAACUGAACUGCAAUUACAUGUGAUUCAACUUUGCAUGUGCCAUUAUUUGUUAACAUUUAAAUCUUUCAUUAUUUUAAGAUGGAAAAAUACCAUAAGAAAAAUGGCAGUUCUUGCCCUUAUAUGUUGUGUGUAUGUUUCAACUUAGCUCAUUUUAAAUAAAAAAAACCCAUAUUUAUAUAAAGCUAAUGAUAACAAAUUGUUUCACAUAUUAUAUAGUGUAUUUAAUCUUUCAUUUAGCAAUCUGUGUUAUAGAUUAUACAAGGUUCAUUUGUUUAUUUAAAAUAGAUUUUUACCUGGUAAUGUAUAAAAAUAAAUAUCAAUACAAAUAAAAAAAAUACCCAAGAUAAUUCUGAAAUUUAAAUACAGACAAUAAAUAACUGAUAUUUCAUAUCAAUGUCGGUGUAAACAAAUUAAGCUGCAUUUCACAGGAACAUAAAUAUACACGGCCUUGUAUCAGGUGCUGUCUUAUGCUUUAGUCCUACAAAAUAUGAAUGGACUGGAAAGAAUUUUUAUAAUGCAUAAUGUUGAGAUCUCAGAUAGACGGCCAUUAAAAUAUACGUGGCCAAAAUAGCUUUACCAUGACACAUUGUAAAGAUACAAAUCAACUUUGUCUAGGUAUAUAGCUUUACCUAUGAUAUAACAAAGGUUUAUAUAUCGGUAGAAAAUAUACACCAUAAGUAGGAUUAAUGACAAAUGGACCUCAACUUAGUAUAUAUACUAUUUACCAUGUGAGGUAUUAUUCUUUUUAAGAAGAUGCAUAUAAUUUUUAAAACCAAAACAAGAAUAACGAUCAUAUUUUUUAUCUUAUAACUAUUUUAAAUCCAAAAGAAUUUGAUUAUUUUUAUUUUAAUUUCUGUUAUUUAUUUGGACUAUGUUUUUAUUUAAACAGGAUUAUGUAUUAUUUAAACUGGAUUAUGUAUUAAUUUAUUGAACUAUGUAUUAAUUUAUUGAACUAUGUAUUUAAUUUAUUGAACUACCGUAUGUAUGACAUUUUUUAUUUGAAUAUGUGAGUUUUUUAAUUUAUGAAAUAUUAACUUUUAUUUGAAAUCUGUAUUAUUGAAAUCAAUUUCUUAAAUUCAUAUAUUAUACUUUAUUUAUUUAUUUUUCAAAUGAUCAUUUAUAAUUAAUUUUAGUUUUAAUUCAUUUUAGUUUUUGAAUUAUUAGCAUAAUUAUUACAGUUUGUGCAAUUGAUGGCAAAUUAUGUGCAAUAUAUGGAACUUAUCUGCUAUAGCAAGGUUCAUCUUUUGAUUUGAAUUCUUUUUUGGAUUUAUGUAAAUUGAUAGGGACAUGAAAUAUUAAAGAAGUGAUAUGUUAUAUAUUUAGAUGAAGGAAUUCUACAUGGAGCUCAUUUAUCAAUCUUGGUAAUGAUUAAAACUUUGCAAAAUAUUUAUCUUAUCGGUGCAUGUCACCUCUUUUGUUUUUUAAAGAAAAUUUCUGUCAAAAACGCACAAUUUAAUAGGAUUUUGAAGGCCUGUAUGGAACAAUUACUUCAUGAUGAGAGAGUAUGUAGUACUGUGUAAAUUAGGCCUUAUUAUUUUUGAAGGACUGUUUUGAAAUUUUAUUUCUUUGUGAGGAUCAAGUUUGCUAUACUAAGAAUUUCAAGAAAUAGAGUUUUCUUCUUAAAAAUCCUAUAAGUAAAUAUAUGUUAUUCUGUAAAGUUACAUUUCUAGUCAUAUAAAUGUGUUUUUGAACGCUAGAGAAAUUUGUCUACGAACUGACUUAUUGUUAAUACAGUCUAAUCUGUCUUAAAUACAUUUAUAUAUAUUAUCGGCCCAUAUGUAAAUUUAAUUAGGUGAAAUUUAAAUCAUAUUUCAUCAGAGAUUUAAAUGUAAUUCUUCAUGUAGACUUUUUUAUCUUUGCUUUUUAAGACUUAAAGAUUGCAAUCAUAUAAGAUGAGAACUUUGUAGAAUUAAAUGAAAUGUUUAUAUUCUGCUGUAAAAUGCUACUGUACCAGUUAAAGUAUAAUGUAUUCAGUGAUCAAUCAUAGUUUGUUUUCAUCAUUCAGUUAGAUAAUCUACAAACAACGAUUUCAAACGUGUCAACUUAAUUGAACCAAUUAAUUAGUCUUAUCAUCUAGUUUUAAUGCAUAUUAAUUGUUAUUGUUUUAAAAUCUUUUAUCCAUUUGCUGCUUAUUAUUGUUUUUUUUUUUUGUUAUUCUUUAAGCCUAAUACUUUAAACUAGUAGCAGAGGAUUCAUUCUUUUUAUAAAAUGAAAUGAAAAAAAAUAACUGUAACAUCAUCUGGAGAAACGUGGAUUUAUGUUACGUUUUGACUAAAUACUGUUUAAACUCCAGGCUCUGGUGGCAUUAAAACAAUUAAGAUUAAAUCUGCAUAAAUCUGUGUUCUUUUGUUAUAUAAUUAAAACUCUUUAAAUAACCAAGUUAAAUAAGUUUGGGAUAAAAUUUGAUGUUACAUAACACAUUACUGUAGUUUGGAUGAAGGAACAAGUAAAAUGAUGGAUAUUAUUUCAAUAAAACAUCAAGUUUUAGGAUGGCUAUAAAUAUAUCCUUGGUUUGUUAUUGCAGGAGCCGAUGGUUCAGUUUCUUCAGACAUAUAUAAUAUAAAUAUGUACAAGUCUCUUUGUUCUAACAGCACAGAUUCUACAAAAAACAUGUAAAUUGUAACACUUUGUAAUAAAAUUGUAAAUUACA